GUGUCUGCACCGGCUUGCAUUUCUCCAUUAAAAAAAGAACAGCUGAUGUGCACCCCCAGCCUUCCUGCGGUUGGAUUUAUCAGCAACCGCCAUGGGCUCUGUGAAUUCCAGAGGUCACAAGGGAGAAGCCCAGGUGGUAAUGAUGGGCCUCGACUCUGCUGGCAAGACCACGAUCCUGUACAAAUUGAAAGGGAAUCCACUGGUGGAGACAUUACCCACGGUUGGUUUCAAUGUAGAGCCUCUUGAAGCUCCCGGACAUGUGUCACUGAUUCUCUGGGACAUUGGGGGACAGAGCCAGCUCAGGGCCACCUGGAAGGACUACCUGGAAGGCACUAGCAUCCUUGUGUAUGUGCUGGAUAGCACAGAUGAAGCCCGCUUGCCUGAGGCGGUGGCUGAGCUGGAGGAAGUCCUGGAAGACCCCAACAUGGCCGGUGUCCCUUUCUUGGUACUGGCCAACAAGCAGGAGGCUCCCGAUGCUCUUCCACUGCUUGAAAUCAGAAACAGGCUGGGUCUGGAAAGGUUCCAAGACCGUUGCUGGGAGCUCCGGGCUUGCAGUGCUCUCACAGGCCAAGGGCUACAGGAAGCCCUGCAGAGCCUGCUGUGCUUGCUGAGAUCCUGCUGAAAUGCAGUAACCUGUGACUCCUCAAGGCUGGAGCAGGACAGAAGCUGAACAGGCAGAACAGCUUAUCCUUGCUU
Molecule: messenger RNA, 696 nt
Organism: Peromyscus eremicus (cactus mouse)
Lineage: Eukaryota; Metazoa; Chordata; Mammalia; Rodentia; Cricetidae
Gene: Arl11
Product: ADP ribosylation factor like GTPase 11
Exons: 1
Coding region: 92-622 (176 amino acids)
Biological process (GO): intracellular protein transport; vesicle-mediated transport
Cellular component (GO): cytoplasm
Molecular function (GO): GTPase activity; GTP binding
Source: RefSeq, a predicted model, not a curated record